AAACACUGCGCGAGUCGCUAUGGUGACGGCGCUCGGCUUGACUGCGUGAUGGGUUGACAGGUUGCGCGCGCGGCUGUUAGUGCUCUGCGCGAGCAUGUACUCCAAGAGUGUGCGGGUACCGUCGGAUAGUCAAGCCAGAGAAAAGCUAGCCCUCUAUGUUUAUGAAUAUCUGCUACAUGUUGGAGCUCAGAAGUCAGCACAGACUUUCCUCUCAGAGAUCCGAUGGGAGAAGAACAUCACGCUGGGAGAGCCACCUGGGUUCCUUCACUCCUGGUGGUGUGUUUUCUGGGAUCUCUACUGUGCAGCUCCAGAAAGGAGAGAAACAUGUGAACAUUCAAGUGAGGCCAAAGCUUUCCAUGACUAUAGUGCAGCAGCCGUGCCCAGCCCUGCAAGUGGGAAUCUCCCUCCAGGAGAGGGAAUGCCAUUACCCCCUGGAUUUUUCCAGCAGUUCAUGUCCCCUCGUUGCCCCGGAGGCCCCAGAGCUCCUCUCAGAAUGCCCAGUCAGUAUAUCCAGGCGAUGGGCCCAGGCAACCAGCCACUCUUAAGUGGGAUGGAUCCUAUGAGACAGCCAGGCCAUCUUCACAUGAAUGGGCCAAUGCAAAGAAUGAUGCCUCCAAGAGGAAUGGUUCCUAUUGGACCACAGAACUUGGCCGGUGGAAUGAGGCCUCCUGUACAUUCAUUAAUGGGACCAGCGAUGCCUGGCAUGGCUCCAGGAGGAGGGAGGACUUGGAUAAAUCCUCCAAACACCAACUCAAUUCCAUACUCAUCGUCAUCUCCAGGAAGUUACACAGGUCCAACAGGAAGUGGAGGAGGAGCUCCAGGGACACCAGUCAUGCCCAGUCCUGCAGAGUCAACCAGUUCAGGGGACAACAUGUACAGUGUGAUGAAUUCAAUUCCUCCAAAUGGAAACAGGCCAAAUUUUCCUGUUGGUCCUUGUGUCGAUGGUGCAAUGGGAGGAGUUGCAGGAAUAGAAGCUCAUCCUCUGAACGGUUCAUUAGCAUCAGGUGACAUUGACAGCCUCCCAAAGAGCUCCCCUGGGAACCUGAGUAUGAACACCCAGCCCAGUACGCCAAGAGGUGAUGGAGAAAUGGCAAGCAGCUUCCUCAACCCCUUUCAGAAUGAGAGUUACUCUCCCAACAUGACGAUGAGCGUGUGAGACUGAAUGGAGCAAUGAAGAAACAAACGCACUUGGAUUCUCAUUGUGGAUGUUCCCCGUGGGAGUGCUGCAGUGUAACAUUCAAACAUUUCCCUGGUCCAGCACAGCCAGUCUGAACAAACCACAAGCAGGCUUGUUAGGCUUGUUUUAAUGUCGCUCUGUAGCUCAAGUGUGGAAAAGAACAAUCCAAAUGUUUUUGCAGGAUUUCUGCUUCAUCUCUCAUGCUAUUUCUCUGUCUUGAUGCAUGUCUUGUUAUUGCGUAAUGUUAUCUUCAUGAGUCAUUUUGUUAAGUUUCAUAGGGAGUGUCGGGGAUUUCUUCUGCUAUGAAAGGAACAAAACAGUGGGGAUUGUUGCUUUUUUUUUUAGGAGACAUCAGUGCUAGUCAGCUGUCUACAGAUGCAAUGUAUUUUUUUUAAUUGCCCCUGAUAAUUCCAUUGAAAGGAAUACUGAUAGAAAGCUUAUGUUUCUGGUUUCUAAAGUGGCCAAGUUCUUUUCCAAUUAUUGUGUAUAUUGUUGCAGUUUCAAUUAUCAGUUACGUUUUUCUUGCACAUUUCCUGUAACAAUAAAUUUUGUUUACAUAAUACAA
Pangasianodon hypophthalmus (striped catfish) is the source of this 1742-nucleotide messenger RNA. RefSeq names its product single stranded DNA binding protein 2a (gene ssbp2a). The record is from RefSeq and is a predicted model, not a curated record. Gene Ontology annotation, cellular component: nucleus. The transcript is spliced from 17 exons. The coding region runs from base 95 to 1156 and encodes 353 amino acids. NCBI's taxonomy places the organism in Eukaryota, Metazoa, Chordata, Actinopteri, Siluriformes, Pangasiidae. Gene Ontology annotation, biological process: positive regulation of transcription by RNA polymerase II. Gene Ontology annotation, molecular function: protein binding; single-stranded DNA binding.